Messenger RNA from Alternaria alternata, 1622 nucleotides. Its product is annotated as CoA-transferase family III. The transcript has 2 exons. NCBI's taxonomy places the organism in Eukaryota, Fungi, Ascomycota, Dothideomycetes, Pleosporales, Pleosporaceae. The coding region runs from base 300 to 1493 and encodes 397 amino acids. The record is from RefSeq and is a predicted model, not a curated record. Gene Ontology annotation, molecular function: catalytic activity.
UACAUCAGCCUCAAGUCGAUAGACCUAAAGUGAGAGGAGUGUUUAACGAUGGUCGGUAUACGAGUGCGUGUGGAUGCAAACAAACAAAUCAAACGCGAAGGCGGACGAGGAAGCUACCCCAGCUUUCCAGCUCGCGAUAUCCGCACCUCGGCUUCCCCGCGGACGUCCUUAGCCGGCCGCCGCAACAACUAACUAUGUCGACGUCGAGCAUGUGUACCACCAGAUUCGCGUCAAUCUCUUUUGACUUGCAUCACUUCAAUCGUCCCAAGUAGCACGUCGUACCCAACAGCGACUUCACCAUGACAACAGCACAUCAACCGCCCCCGCUGGCGGACAUCCGCGUCCUCGAAUUCGCAGGACUCGCUCCAGGGCCCUUCGCCGGCAUGCUCCUAGCAGACUAUGGCGCAACAGUCCUCCGCCUCGACCGCGCACCUGCAACCCCGUCCACCGACCAACUAACGCGCCGCAAAACUUCGAUAUGCGUAAACCUCAAGUCUCCUGCGGGCCUCGCGCUAAUCAAGAAGAUUGUCGCGAAUGUCGACGUUGUAAUCGAUCCCUUCCGACCCGGCGUGUUGGAGAAGGCCGGUCUCGACCCCGACAAAGUGCUGUUGAAGUUGAAUAAGCGGUUAAUCGUGGCGCGCAUGACCGGCUUCCGUCGAGACGGAAAAUACAGUCAAAUGGCUGGGCACGACAUCAACUACAUUGCUGUUUCGGGCGUGUUGAGUAUGUUUGGGCGCAAAGGGGAGAGGCCGUAUGCACCAGGCAAUGUAGUUGGAGAUUUUGCGGGAGGCGGCGCCAUGUGUUUCAUGGGUAUAGUGCUGGCACUGCUGGCGAGGGAAAGGAGCGGAUUUGGACAAAUCGUCGAGGCAAACAUGGUGGAUGGGAGUGCCAUAUUGGCGACUAUGCCACGAUUAGGACUAAAAACGGAGGUCUGGAAAAGGGAGAGGGGAACAAAUAUGCUCGAUGGUGGAGCGCCGUUUUACGAUACAUACGAGACCAAGGACGGGAAGUACAUGGCAGUAGGCGCGAUCGAACCACAGUUCUACGCCGCGUUGCUCAAGGGUAUGGGCCUUGAGCCGUCGGAUCUACCUGGGAAUAGAGAUGACAAGGCAGAUUGGCCAAAACUCAAAGACUUCUUCACAUUAGAAUUCAAGAAGAAGACGCGCGAGGAGUGGGAGGCUAUAUUUGACGGUACGGAUGCAUGUUGCACUCCUGUGCUUACACAGGGUGAGCUCGAGACCCAAGGUUUCGAUCAACGGCCGGCUGUAACCUUGAAGUCUACCCCUGGAUAUGCGAUCAAGGACGGUGAUGAUGGACGAUCGGCUGCAGAGGGUCAGGGUAUAGGAUUGGACGGCAGUGGGUGGAGCGAGAAGGGCUUGAGGCCUGGCCAUGGGGGUGAAGAUACGUUAAGCACAUGGAUGGGAUGGACAAAGGGGAGGCAUUAUAUCGAAGACCAAGGAGGAUUGGUCUGGAAGGAUUCUGCAAGGUUAUAGCCGUGCUAAACACUUUCUUCCUGAUAAUCUGCUCACUCUAUUGCUUCUCAGGUUGGUACAGGGCCAAAACAGGCUUCAUGUCUUCAGUAUACACAUGUAUUCAUACAAGCCAAAGUAUGUCGUCUCACU